Messenger RNA from Condylostylus longicornis, 4616 nucleotides. RefSeq lists its product as uncharacterized. The transcript is spliced from 3 exons. The record is from RefSeq and is a predicted model, not a curated record. Bases 332 to 3370 code for a protein of 1012 amino acids. NCBI's taxonomy places the organism in Eukaryota, Metazoa, Arthropoda, Insecta, Diptera, Dolichopodidae.
AGCACAGUCACAUAUGGAAUAAAGUGUACGCCAAUAUUUUAAUAUACAAAUUGUGUUAGAAAUGUACUGUAAUUGUUUUUAUCUUUGAAAAAAAAACAAACAAAAAAAAAAAUAAUAAUUCAUGCAUGUAGUCUUGGAUUAAAUUUUAAAAUUAUAAUUAUUUUUUUUGUUAUUAAUUUAAAUUAAGUGAUUUAUUUAAAUAAAGUUAUAAAUAAUUGAAUUUUGUUAAAUGUUUUGUACUUAUUAAUUUAUAUGAUUUCAUAUAAAAUGUAUUUAUGUAUGAAAAACAAUCAAAUGUAAUUUUUGAAAUCCGAAAGUGGGUUCUUAUAUAAUGUCAAAUAUAUCACCACGUCAUUUAGAUUUAGAUUUUGAAAAAGAUCUUCCUCCAUUGAGCUAUAUUGAUUUGUUUCCUAAUUCCCCAAACUUUCAAGGUGAGGAAAGUAUACGUACUGCAAGUACGGAAAGCGGUUAUAAAUCUUCGUCAGAAUCAAAUUUAGGAAAUUUAAAAAUAAUGAAUUCGAGAUCAUCUAAGAAUAAUAGCAAUCAAAAUAAAAAUGUAGCAGUAAGUCCAUCACCAUCACCUAGUUUCGCAUCAGAAACAGAAAGUUUUGAGGAUAAUCCAAGUGUAAAAAAGAGAAAAAGAAAACGUUUUUGCUAUACAUGUGAUACCGAAUUUAGAAGAAGUAAAGAUUUUUUGUCACAUUUGAGAGGUCAUGUAACAAUGCCAUACUUGAAUAUCAAAAAGCUUCCCGAUGACAAUAUUUAUGUUAAAACAUAUUUAGAAAGUAAAAAUAAAUCAGCUGAACAACCCUCAAAAUGUAUAAAAUUAAAAGUAAAAAAAUUAGCUGGUAUGUUAAAUGAUGAAAAUCAAUUUAAAAUCAUUGAAGAACCAACUGUAAAAAUAAAAACUGAACGAAUAGAUGAUUUUGAAAAUUCAGAAAACGUCACAGAAAAACAAGCUGAGUCUGAAAAAGUAGGAAAACCAACAGUAAGAGUGUUGCGACCUGAUGAAAUAAAAAAAAGUAAAAGCCCACCAAUAGAAUCAGUAUCCCAACCAAUGAGAAUGUUGGAAAAUAUGCAAAUUCCAAACAAUAACAAUAAGGCCAGUGUGAUCUCUAAUCCCAUAAGUGAAACGGGAUCAGAUGGAUAUUUCGAAUGUCCAACACUGGACGGACUUGAUCAAUUUGUUCAAGAAGGAGGUGGGGAAAAUGCUGAUGUUCUGUUAAAGAAACUUUUAAAUUCAAAUCAAUCAGAUUUAAAUAUGAACUUACUUGAACCGGAUCAAUGGUCUGAUAAUCCUAUUCCAAAUGAAUUUAUUUCUCUCGAUAGAUUAGCUAUUUUCUGUACAGUAUGUAAUGCAACAUUUGAAAAUGAAGUGCAGUUAUAUGAACACAAACGGGUCAGUGGUCACGAUAUGCCAAUAAAUUCAUCAAGCUCGCUGUCACCUCAUUUGCCAAAUCAAAUGCCAAUGCAUCGCGCUUUGCAUCCCUCACAUCCUUCAUAUCAUCAACAACGCUUUAAUUUUCAAAAUCAACAAGAAAUGAGGUAUUCACCUAAUAACCCACAUGCUUCGCCAGAUAUGCGAACAAAUGGCAUGAUGUAUCCUCCUGGCCACCCUCACCAGCAAGGAAAUGAUCACCACUUGCAACCAGGAUCUCCUUAUUCAAAUUCUUAUAUGUAUGGUCCACAGGGGCAGCAACUAAUGAAUUACUCCUCGCAACAGCAUCAAAUGAUGAUGCGUCGGCAACCCCCUCCUUUAUAUAGGGUUCCACAACCUCAACCGAUGAGGCCACCGAAUCUAACACAUGCAUCGCAUCCAUGUAUGCCAUAUAGCAACUAUCAUGAGUCCUAUUCAAUGAAUUCGGAAAUUGCCAGAGCUGGAGAGUUUAUGAAAACUAGACUUCAAAAAGAUCCAAAUUCAAUUACUCCCCCAAUAACGGCUGACCAAAUUAAACAAAGUAGUUCACCACCCGUAAUCAUGGGUACACCCACGCAAAUAAGGCCAAGGUUUCUGACUCCACCAGUGAGACAAGAGUUGUUACGACAACAUGUAGUAACUCAACAUCAAGGAGCACAAACAACACGUCCAGCACAUCCACAACAUUCACAGCACUCUCAACAUCCGCAACAUCCUCAACUUGCUCAACAACGAAUGCAUCCACAAAUGGCUGCUAGAAUGGUGAACAGUCAGGGUCCUCCAAGUAUGAUACGACCUCCUGGACCAGGAAUGAAAAUGCCGGGCAUAAUAGUUCCUAAGCAACCGGGUUCUUCAAUGCCUCCAAACAUUCAAAGAGAAAUACCACCCGGACCAGGUGUUCGAAUAACUGGGGUAACAGCACCUCGGGACUUUAAGUUAGUUCCGAAACCGACCGCUCCUUCUCCAAAACCAGCAGAAUCUUCGCAAUUGGGUCCAGCAAUCAAAAAAAUAAAGUUAGAUUUAAAGCAACCUAGGCACAAUACAAGCUCGCCAUCACAACAAAAUCGUUCAGAUGGCUUACCAAUAAUAAAAAGUGUAAUUGGAAAUGCGAUUAAGUUUCAUAAUCCAAACAGUCCUAAAUCAGCCACACCUCCUGCCACCGACAGAGAGUCUCCGAUACAAUUGAAUGAUCAAAUUACUUUAAGUAUGAAAUCUGGUGAAAAUAAAAAAGAUCCAAAGGAAGUAGCCAAUUUGUUAGCUACACGUGGUAUCAUCGUCACCCAAAAAGGUGGAACAAAAUCAAAGGAAUCAACUGAAAAUAGUUCGCAAAAUUCAAAUACACCCCCAAUAACUGCUGCUAAAGAAGCUGUCCAGAAACUUCAAAUGAAUAAUGCAGUAAGUAUAAUAUCAAAAAAGAAAUCUGAAGAAGUGGAAAAUACUGAAAGCAAUUCAAAUUUACCCGAUUCAAAUUCCGAAACCUCAAUCGCUUGCAAUAACGAUAAAUGUCAGGAAAAGUUUUCUUCAACAGAACAACUUAAUAAACACAUUAACCGAGCACAUCCUUCCAAAAAUAGUAAUACCUCAAUGAAUACCUCAAGUAAUCCUAAUGUAUUAAAUAUAAGAGCUUUCAAAUGCAAAGUUUGCCCAGCGUUGUUUUCAAGUCAAGAUGGUGUUCAAGAUCAUCAAUGGAAACAACAUAAGAUAAUGCAUUCUAGUGCUGAUGAACUUGGAGUACCGGUUAUAGAUUUAAGAAAUGAAUUGACAAAAAAGAAACUUGCCGCAUUAGGAAUAACAAAUUAUAUACCGCUCUGCAAUAAAACUUCUACUCAUUGUUUUGGAUUUCCAAUUGUUUCUGUUCAAGGGGCCACUAAUUCAAAUAUUUGUAAUCUUUUAGGUUUAGGUGCAUCAUCCGUUCUUUCAUUAGGCCCAGUAAAACCCAUUCCAAAAGGUUAAAAAUAAUUUAAAAAUUUUUAAAUUAUGUAAAUAAUUAAUGUAAUUAAUUUAUUUUAAAAUAUUAUUAGGUUAAAAAAUAUUGUAUAUUUAUAUUAUUUUCAUGUUAUUUUUUAAAAUUUAAUUAUAUGUAUAACAAAAUAUAGUUUUAGUAUAUAUGUAAAAUCAUAGAAUUGUAUAUAUUGAAUUGUACAAUUUAAGAGUAAUUCUACAGUGACUGAAUUCAUAUUGAAUUGGCUGGUUUUUGUUAAUACUGCUAUGGAAUAUUACAUAAGGUUGUGAUUUGAUUACUUUUCAAAAAAAUAUUACAGAUUUAUUUUUGAUUUAUGUAUCAAAAAACGUUAUUGUUUAAAUAAUAUGUUUAACUUUAUGGUUAUUGUAACGCAUAUUUUUGGAAAUAACGCUCUUUUCUGAAUUGCAUCUUAGAUUAUUUAGGUUAUUUAAAUUCCCACAGUAGAAGUAACUUUUAUUUAUUUAAUUCAUUGAAUAAAUUCCACCGUGGACACAGUGGACAUUUUCAAUUCCGUAACAGAAUAUUUUGUAUGUUUAUGACAAUAAAAUUAAGUACAUAUUGCUAUAUUAUGGAACAAAAAUAAUGAUUCCGUAAUUUUAUUGAAACCCAAUUCUAAGAAGUAAUUUAGAAUACAGGCUAUAUAGUUAAAUUUUGCAAAUAUGUAUAAAUUUAAAUAAAAGUUGUUAAAGCCUUAACCUUUUUGUUCUAGAAAUUGUAUGUAUCAAAAUAUUGUUAGGAAUAUUUUUUUGCAAAAACUUUUUAUUAACCUUAAGAAUUAAUAAAAUUUAAAUUUUGUUUUAAUAUUUGUAUAUAAAUUUUAAUAUAUUAAAUUUGUAUAAAAAUAUUAUAUUAUAUUGAAAGACUUAUUCAAAAACUGUACGACAAUAUUAAGUUAAUUAAAACAAAAAUAUAUUUGAAUUGCUUUGGUGCUAGUUCCUAAGUAUUGUUUAAAAAACGUUAACAUCUUCAAAAAAGUCAAUUUUAUAAUAACACUAUUUCUUUGGUACAUACUUAAAAGUAUUUUUAAUGAUUUAAAACACAAAUUGUAUUUGAGAGAAUAAAUCUGCUUUAAAGAAUUCGUAUGCAGAUAAAAUGUAAGUGAAGGGAUUACUGUAGAAUGAAAUUGUAAGUUAAAAGAAAAAAAGAAAAUAAUAAUCUUAAAAAAAACAAGUGCACAAAAUGUUAUUAAAUAGUAAUAUUAAUUAUUAUCUAAAAUAAAGUUUGAAUUAAAUUAAA